Messenger RNA from Pseudomyrmex gracilis, 2978 nucleotides. RefSeq names its product DC-STAMP domain-containing protein 1. Lineage: Eukaryota; Metazoa; Arthropoda; Insecta; Hymenoptera; Formicidae. Gene Ontology annotation, cellular component: membrane. The record is from RefSeq and is a predicted model, not a curated record. The transcript is spliced from 7 exons.
GUGUCGCGUUUCAUAAUCCACGGCAAAGUAGCUUAUCAGUGAAGACUUUUGAUAUCGCAAAAAAAGAAAAAGCAAUGCCGGGUUUGGAGCGGAUUAAUCGCUGUGGUCGUCUGAUCAAAGAGAUACGCGAAGAUUUCCUGAAAUAUUAUCUGAAAAAAUGUCCGACCCUGUUUCACAUCUGUUACGAUCCGAUUGGAACUCAUCGAAAAGCGAGAGCCUUCAUCGGAUUUCUCUUCGGACUUGUCGCAGCUAUCGCACUGUACAAGGGCAUAAUUGUUGAGCUACAAUUCGACGCAUAUACUAGUAUCCUUCUAGGAUCCAUUCUUGCCGCAAUAUUGUCAAUAGGAUGUGCAUUGUCGAUACAAGUAAGAUGCAUCUGUCUGUUGACAAUACCAACCUUUCUUGGUCGUUCGGGACGCAACGUUUUAAGAGCGCUCAUCAUAGGAUAUAUCAUAGCGGGACCAAUAUUUAAUUUAACGUACAACGCUAAAGAAGUAGUAAGAACUUUUGCUUGUACGACGCAACUAACGCAAAAUCUCACCAAGACGCGCUACGAUCUCAUGUUCAAGCCCUUUCAGCAGGCGGUGUUCGCCAUGAGAGAGGAUGCAAACGAGAUGAAGGAUACUUUAUCCUCGGUGAGAGAUUUGAUGAGUCCGAUAGUUGAGGAAAUUGAAGGCGAAGAAGAGAUGAGACGGCUGAAAGAGGAGAACGACUAUUUGGACGAGCUUCAGGACGAUACGAAGCGAAGCGACGAGAUCGAGGAGAAACAUGAGAAAGAGAUCGCGAAAGCGAAGUCCGAUGCGGAUGUUUACGAAGCGAAGUACAAGGAGAAGAUCGAGGCGCGCUGCGAAGAGCAGCUUAGCCGUGGCGCUGAACGGUGCAGGCAAGACAGCAUACGGAAUUAAUCUCAGUCAGCUUCGUAUACUUCUUUACACUUUUAUUGUUUCCGCUUAGCUUUUUUGUGAGAAAACGUUAAUGUGACACUUUUCAGGGACAUGUUCAGCGAGGCCUACGACAAGUGUUACGACACGGUAACGGUCUUCGCAGCCUGGCUGUUGUGUUGGCCGAUGAAGCUUACUUUUGUUUGCAACUUGGUGCAGGCUCUCGGUGGCGCCAACAUCUGCGAUCCCGAGGGGAAAGUAGAUUCCGGCAUCGGCGAGGGUUAUGCUGCUUUGAAAAGAGCCAGAGAUACAUUUGGUCAAAGUCUCAAAGACGCAAAACUGCAAUUCAAGGUGAAAAAAAUGCCGGUGAUUCUUGAUCUCCGCGAUGCCACGGACGUCGCCAAGGACGUUAUGCAUACGUUCAUUGCGCGUAAGAAGAUUUUCGAGUCUGUGAUGAUGAUUAUCAAAAGAUGUCUGUCAUUUAUUUUCUUGAGAGUAAUUCUGAAUGCUCAAACGUAUCACGACAAAUAUCUAACUGAUAUCGAGCACGACAACGUGUACGUAACUUCGUAUUUCCGAAAGAUUGAUGCUAGACGCAAGACUCGUGGUAGUCUAACCCUUCUGCCGCUCAAGAAAAUCGAGAGAUCAAAGUUUGUGGAUCCGUACAGUCUGCGGCCAAGCAAACUCGAGCGAGUGCAUCUAACCAGUCAAACGGUGAAGCUAUUUCUCGAAAUGAUUAGCGUAACUACGUUUAUACUGCUGGACAGACUGUUCUUCGAGGCGCUCGACUUGGUUAGAAGACACGCUCACAUGGAAUAUAUUCAGGUACGAAAUUCUCGACUUUCUGAUAUUUUUCUCGUUCUGGUUAACUCCGACAUUUAUUCUGUUCAGGCGGGUCAUCACGAUUUGACUCUAGAAGUUCGCGGAAUCGGAGUAAUAGCCACUUUGAUACGUAGCGUUGUUCGCGGUUUCAAUGUGAAAAGACGAGUGAAGACCGUAGUGUCUAACAGCGCGUGUUUACCGAGACCCAGUAGAAUAUCGAAUCGUGUGAUCUUCAAAAUCUAUUCGACCUAUUUAGGCAUCUGGUUGUUACUGUUUACCGCUGCUUACACUCAGCGAUUGCGUCGCGUAAUCUGCUCGUUUUUCUACAGAAAGCGCGAGAAAAGACGCGUACUCUAUCUCUACAACGAGAGUUUGCGACGCAGACUCGGAUACGCCAGAUUCAUGCGAGCCAAGAUCAGAACUCUGAUUAGAACUCGUCGACUGGAGUACGAGAUAGAUCCGUGGCUUGCUUUGAGGCUUCGCUGGCCGGUGCUUUGCGGUUGGCUGAUAUUAUUUGCCUGGGCGCGUCACAAAUGUCUCGUUUGCAGCGAGGUGGAGCCAAGAAAAGGCCCGCUAUUUCGUAGAUGCACGACGCCCGGAUGUCCUUUUGUCCAUUGUCCCGACUGCUGGGAGGACGUUGGUGAGAUUUGCCACGCUUGCGCGGACAUUGGUGAAACGGACGACGACACAGAAGAAUACGAUUUUUAAAUGAUUGAGACGAUCCCGAAGCGAAUUUAAAUUACUUUUAGAUAAAUGGAAAUAAAUGUGUGUUUUAUGGCUAAAGAAACGCGCGGCUAUUUACGAAAAACCACGCAUUUGUUUACUGGUAUAAUAAUUAAAAUGAUUUUUUUUUCAUAACAAAACUUGGCGAUAUGAAAUCGUAGACUAAUCGUGAAAUUUAAAAUGUUACUUUGUUACUUAUAUUUAUUCCGCGUUCUAUGCCGUGUUCUUUUCUUUUUACUGCAACGUGACAUAAGCGGUAAUCUUCCACUGACAAAGUGAAGUUUUUACUAAGUUAUGUCGCACAAUCAAGAUUCAAAUGAAGAGACCGUGCCAGGGAAUUUUUUGUACGCUGGAUCGUAAAUACACACGACGCGAUAAACGCGCGCGGAAUACAUAUAUAAUGACACGUACGCAUAUCAAUGAAAGUGUUUUUAUUUACGCAUUUAUAUGCGCGCGCGCACGUGUGUGUGUGCAUAUUACAUUCUAAUCGCGUCAAAUUGCAAGUUAGAAGGACGGUAUAAGGCAAUUAAAACAAUUAACAUCUCGUUAUAA